CCGAGCCUUAAGCCGGUUGUCUGCAUCUCGAAACGGGUGAACCUUAGCUCAACAUCGGUGAGUUGAUCACGCGCUCACGCCUUUGCCGAGUCAGUGAUUGGGAAUGGACGGGGCGCCGUCAAGUCUUGCGACACGCGCGACAGAUGUUUCGAGUACGUGUCAUACCGUGCUGGGUGGCGAGGAGCCGGCCAGCUGAGCCAGUGGGGACCGCAUACCACGGCCCACAAUCCUGCCCUGUUCGACAAUCAUGCAAACAUUCCAAGAUUUCUGGGCGGUGGAUGGCUCCACCGCCCCACUACUCAUCCUUCAACAUCUCCACUGCCGGAUCUUGCACACUUCUUGCGCCACUCGGUGGCACUCUGGUAGUCACCACCAAGCAUCUCCACGCCAAGCGCCGCUUUUCGAGCACUCUGAACAAACCUCUGGCUUCGACAAACAUUGAACGAUUCGUGACCAUUCCGAUAUCUCGGCCGUAAGAUUAUUCCAGGGCGUGCCAUGUCACCAGUGUCUGGGACGUUAGCUCGGUGCCUAUUAUUCACAUGCUGUGCCUCGUUACCACUUCCAUGUCACUCAUUUACUGAGUGUGCGAGACAGCUAGGACUUUGAGGAAGGCAACAAUUGUUUGACCAGUUUGGGUCGCUAGUGUGGUGU
This is a messenger RNA of Cutaneotrichosporon oleaginosum, 651 nucleotides long. RefSeq lists its product as uncharacterized. Lineage: Eukaryota; Fungi; Basidiomycota; Tremellomycetes; Trichosporonales; Trichosporonaceae. The record is from RefSeq and is a predicted model, not a curated record.